This is a messenger RNA of Olea europaea var. sylvestris, 726 nucleotides long. RefSeq lists its product as uncharacterized. Lineage: Eukaryota; Viridiplantae; Streptophyta; Magnoliopsida; Lamiales; Oleaceae. The record is from RefSeq and is a predicted model, not a curated record. The transcript has 3 exons. Bases 1 to 726 code for a protein of 241 amino acids.
AUGACCGGUCCACUAUUUGGAUUUACUGACGACAGCAUCGUCCUACGAGGGUCAGCUUACCAUGGAGUAUUGGACCAACCUGCAUUGAAAGAUCUUUGGACGGUCACCUCCAUCCAUUACUUGUGUAUGAAGUUCCCAACUGAGCAUGGGAUUGCUAUAUCGGAAACUUUCCCCGUCAACCCUGAAGACCCCACUCAAGUCUUGCGAAUAGGGAAAGCACUACCCCCCGGGAUGAAAGAAGAAAUGAUGAACUUCUUGAAAAGGAACCUGGAUGUCUUCACCUGGAAGCACGAAGAUAUGUUGGGAAUAGACCCAAGAAUCAGUUGCCACCACCUUAACAUCAACUUCUCUUGCGCCCCACAUCGGCAGAAAAGACGAGCCCUCAACUCAGAGCUAUAUGAGGCGCUCAAAGAAGAAAUCAAUAAACUCAUCCGCAGCGGCUUCAUCAGGGAAUCUAUCUACCCGAAGUGGAUAUCCAACCCGGUCCUCGUAAAGAAAUCCAGCGGGAAAUGGAAAGUAUGCGAAGACUUCACAAAUCUAAACAAGGCAUGUCCUAAGGACAUCUUCCCUCUUCCAAGAAUAAGGAUAGACCAACUAGUGGACUCCACUGCUGGGCAUGAGCUCUUGAGCUUCAUGGAUGCAUACUUAGGGUACAAUCAAAUACCCAUGUUCCGACCUGAUGAGGAAUCCACAUCGUUCAUCACAGACAAGAUUGUACUGCUAUAA